This is a messenger RNA of Lytechinus pictus (painted urchin), 5765 nucleotides long. RefSeq names its product protein glass-like. Gene Ontology annotation, molecular function: DNA-binding transcription factor activity, RNA polymerase II-specific; RNA polymerase II cis-regulatory region sequence-specific DNA binding. Bases 662 to 1987 code for a protein of 441 amino acids. The transcript is spliced from 6 exons. NCBI's taxonomy places the organism in Eukaryota, Metazoa, Echinodermata, Echinoidea, Temnopleuroida, Toxopneustidae. Gene Ontology annotation, biological process: regulation of transcription by RNA polymerase II. The record is from RefSeq and is a predicted model, not a curated record.
AAUCCAGGGAUUAAAAUAGCCUGGUGGAAGUUGGACACGCCACCAGCCAUAAGCCUCUAGUUAUUCUUUCUUCUCAAAGAAUAUAACUAUCUUGUUCAUUUACGGGUCUGAGGGUUCCGUAUACAAUACAACAUCUAAUCCCUCAUUUUGCAGGGGUCCGAAUUACAUCUAACGGUAUAUCGGAUUGGGGGCUGGCUCUGAUUUCGAAAGAUGACUUUACAAAAGGAUAGGGCACGAAAAAAUAACGGAAAGAGAUGAUAGUUUUACCGAUGGACAAUACAGGACAGCUGAAAUCUCUGAAGAGAAAAAUAAAUAGAUUUUUUCCAGUCUUGACACCGAUUUCAAAUGAUCCUUAAACUUUCAUUCGGAACAGUUGACUGUAGCAAAGGAGAGUGGCUGAAACUUUUGAAAAUGAUAUGAUUCAUUUAGCAAUCGUACAUUGAGAUAAUUCGUUUGAAUAGAUAAAAGCCGUUUAUUUUUUCACAUUUUGGGGUAAAGAUUCUCGUUAUGGAUUCUGUCUGAAAUUCGUCAGUUUUUUAGGUCUCCUGCCCUUUUUCUUUCAACACUCUCUUCGCUCUCUUCAAAAUUCGAUAAAAGGGGAUUCCUUAUCAGCAAAGCACCUCAGGUUUCUUCAAACUUGUGGCUUUUUGAAUAAAUAAAAAUGGAGAAACUGUAUUAUUCUACCCCGAGCCCGCUGGAGCCGUCACCGUAUCGCCCACGAAGCCCGCCCGCUGGACAUGGGGAGAGAACGUUGAUCCCGUCGCAUUCGCUACCAGUUCACACAUCUCUGCCGGGAUACGAGGGGAACCCAACCCCAGUGCACCUCAGCGCCUACAACACCGGCCCACAACCUAUGAAAAAUCUUCAGCUGUAUCCUGAUAGUGAUUUUACGAGAGGAACUCAGAUGGGACACAUGACCACGAUUCAUUCACCUGUCGUGUUGCCAAGGAAACCACUUAGUGAUUAUCCUCUUAGUGGGGUAUCCAACAUCCACCAUCACCAUCAUCACCACCAAUCACCUCAACCCGUUGAUAACCAGAGCCACCACACAACUGUUCUUCCAUAUUCAGAUUUACUGAGGGAAGGCUAUGGUGUGCAGAGCUCUGAUCAACAAAGUUACGGAGGCUCAUGGCAAAAAUCUCCAACACUGAAUGGUACAUCCGGGAUCCUUCCAUGUUCCGAUGUCCUCCCACACCACCAGCCAAACUUCCUCAACUCUUCCUCAGCAGCUGCCGCCCGUUCUCAGUCCGCCCACAGCCCCGGUCACCACCCCUCCCAUCACUCCGCCCACCCCAAUCCGCACCAAGCCUCGCCAUUCGUGUCCUCAGCCUCCUCUCCUACGUCGGUGGGCGGGGCUAUCUACGACGACUACGCCACCAAGCUGCGCUCUUCGGCCGAUGAGGGGCGUUUCUCCCUGCCGUACACGCCCACUCCACCUGCUUGGCGCAGUAACCAUCAUGCGUCACAGCCAAGCGUCCCUCCUCCACCGCCGCCACCACCUCUGUACUUCUGCGGGAGGAUGGUUCAAGUGAGAUCAAACAAAAAUAAGAGCGAACACAAGAAAAGUAGCAACCAGUGCAACAUCUGCGGCAAGUCCUACGCACGACCAAGCACAUUGAAGACGCAUAUGAGAACACAUUCGGGAGAGAAACCCUAUCAUUGCCCGACAUGCCAGAAGUCAUUUUCCCAAACAGCGAACUUGACGGCCCACAUGAGGACACAUUCGGGUGAAAAACCAUUCAGAUGCCUCAUAUGCAAUCGACAAUUCUCUCAGAGUUCAUCAGUUACUACACACAUGCGAACACAUUCUGGAGAGCGCCCCUACCGAUGUGCUUAUUGCAGGAAAGCCUUCGCCGACAGUUCAACCCUGACGAAACACCUUCGAAUCCACAGCGGGGAAAAGCCGUACCAGUGUAAGAUAUGUCUCCUUAGGUUCUCACAGAGUGGCAAUCUAACCAGACACAUGAAGGUCCACAAAAAUGAAUAGAAGUGUGUUCCGAACACAGUGAGGGAAAGGCCGCACCAAUGUAAGAUAUGUUUCCUCUGGUCUUCACAGUGAGGCCUUUCAACUAGAGAAAUGAAGGUCCAUAAAAAUGAGUAGAAGUGUGUUGCCUGAAGGAAAAGACUUGAUUGACUGCUGACAUGGGUAGUGUAUGACACUCGCAUGCUACUGUCACACCGACGACAGUACAGACUCCAAACCGACCGAAGGUACGUCAUUGGACAUAGCGUAAAAGCUUUGAUCGGUCUAGAGUCGGUUCCACCGGUGCAAAUGUGGCAUUACCUGGUGUUCUGCAGAGGGUACAAAUGGGCAUUGAGAAUGAAACACCAGGAAAGCACUAUCGAGUGGUGUUCAAAUUACACUCUGAAGUUUGAACAUAACACCAAAAUAAUGUUGGAAAACAACCAAGAUGUGGAUAAUGAACCAACACCACAAUUUGAACACUGGUGUGUAACGUUGAAGUAAUCUACUGUGAACAGCGGUAGCUCAGUCAAACACUUCCGGUCGGGAGAAAGUCAAGGAAACGAGAUGUACCAUUCUUCAUUGGAUAUCAUAGCCAAAGCGGAGAAAGAAUAUUUCUCCAGACGUAUAUUUUUCUAUAUUAUCUGUCUAAGAAAUUUAUUCAUUUUGAAGGGUUCUUGGACUACCCUUCUUGAAGGACAAGUCCCCUGGAGAUUGGCAAACUGUCUUUAAAGGAGUUGCUGUUUGGAUAAGGUGAUUCUCUUCGGAGACUUGACUUCCGGGAAGUUUUAAUCCAGGAGAGUGUGCGUAGGAGAGUGUCCAUGUGGGGCUUGGAAUCGUAUCCGGAGGAAUUGUCCUCUGGGGUAGCUAUUCUCCAUCGAUCAUUAAUCCCCUCUCUUCGCCACAUAUCCUCAGAAAGAUCUGCCCCUGUUCAUCUUGUGCUCAAUUGUCGUUAAUAUUUUUUAAAUUCUAAUUAUUGAUAUUAUAACUUUUGUGAUAUUAUGAGUUUAGAUAUAUAUAUAUAUGUGUUUCUUUAUAGAAUUCUGCGAUGUUGUUAAAAACCAAAGAACUUAGAGAAGCCAGGGGUGUUUCCUUGUAGAAACUCCAAACAGUUUUUGUCAAAGAAGCUUAAUUUAGAGCAACAUGUGAAUGCAGGUUUGCCAUUACAUGAGUCCACAGACCCCUUAAAGUAUAGUGAUAUAAUAACACGAUAAUCAAAUCAUUUCUAUAAUCAUCAAUAAAACAUACGUGCCUUCUAUAAAAUCUUCCACAUAGUAAUAUAAAUAGAUUGAAAUAUUUUUUAAAAUAGGUUGCGAUUAUGAUAAUAACGUAGUCUUGGCAGUUCAGUAAUAUUUCUCACCUUUUUAUUCAACACUAAUAUUAAAAGGAAUAUGUCUUCUAUAUUUUUUUUUCGUCAUGUUUUCUUGGACAUGUUAGAAUUAUUUCUUGAAUAAUUUCGGGACAUUAAUUUUGGUCAUACCAGAUUUAAAUGAAAAUAGAUAGGCCAAUCGUUAAGAAGAAAUAUCAUCCUAUUGUGAUCAUUCUGAUUGGCUUAUAGAUGCGGUGAGAGAGUAUUCCCGGGUAAACAUGGAAAGGAUAUGCCCUUAUCUACCAUUAGACUUUUUAAAAUUUUAACUAAUACCGCGAAUGCUGAACUCCUUGAUAUUUUAUCCAAUAUAUACGAUGAUAUCAGUAGCUUUUUACAUAAUCUUAAAUAUUAUCCUAAGAUUUUAUAAUACAUGCCCGUACAUACGUGAUCCGAUUCAAAUCUUGAAGAAAUAUAAGAGCAAUCUUCAAGAGCAUAAUUAUCAACCAAUUAGUAGCACUGAGGUCUCGUUUGCAAUAGUCAGUUCAUCCCUUUUCUGUAUUUUUGUGAAAAUUUUUUAAAAAUCAUAAGCCUAUGGUAAAGUGAGAACCUUAUAAACUGUUAUCAUUUAUCUUUUUUUCUUCUUUUUUGAUACCAAGUCACUUACUUCAUUUUAUGUGCGAUUCAAUUUUAACCACCAGUUCGGAGAUUCACUAUUAACCAUCCUCUUAUUGUAAAAUGUAUAAUAGAUUUGGGGAGGAUAUGGAGGUAUAGAUGCCAGAGCUUCUUUGCCAAACUGACCCAAGAGGGUUAUUUGUGACAAUCAUUUUUUAUACAACCUUGUGAAAAUAUAUAAUCAUGAUAAUCAGAUAUGUGUGUGUAACCAUGGUAACAGUGUGCUCGUAUUAUAUAUUCUAUCAUGUCGAUAUCAGUGUAUCUAUCUUUUUACGUAUCUUUCCACGUAAUGAAAUGGACAAUCUAUAUACGAAAAUAUCUGUGUGUGUGAUUUGUAAAGAAUGUUAUGUUAUAUUCAUGUAAUAACUAGAUAGAAUUAUAUUUUUGCGACAAAUAUGAAUCAUCUGGAACAGUCUACGCAACUGAACAUGUUCAAUAACAAUUAAAAGGUGAUGUUAAAAAGUAAAGCAUCAUUAUAUUUUGUGUGAUGAUAAGAGUCUUUCAUUUUAAAAACCGUGUAAUUUGUAAACUUUUAAACUGAACAAUCCAUCUGGUCCAAAAUGAUAUAAGGCUUGUGCCAUCACAUAUCGGGUUAUCGCGUCCGGUCGGGCAAUCACGCCCAAUCAAGAACCCCCCAAAAUUCCCGAAAAUUUAUAAUUAGUAUUGAAACUAAGUUUAGGGGCUUGCCUUCUCUACAAGCUUUUGCUUUUCUUGGCAAGUCCCUCCGUUCAUUUCUUGUUUCUUUUCAUUGAUAAUAUUACUGCAACAAAUUGUAGUUUUGUUUAAUUUAUAUUCAACAUUUGUUACGAAAUUUCAUUGAUUUGUCUGUAUUAUCGAUUAUAUUGAAUAUGUAUUGUUACUUUGAUUAUAUUUUGAAAAAAUUGUUGAACGGAAAUAAAAUCUAAUCUAAUCUAAUCUAAAUCCGGUAAAAUUUACUCGACGCUAUGUGAAAAAUUAUCAUUCAAAAUUAUGAAUGUUCGAGUCCAAUUUACCCGAUGUUCUGUAAAAAUUGUAAGCCAAAUGGUCGGGUAAACUGGACCCGACGUUUCGGGGGCCCUUAUCUUGAAUGGUUGGGUGACGCGAUUACCCGACCAGGGGCCCGUUGCAGAAAGAGUUGCGUUAAAACGCAAGCCAAAAAUCAAUCGCAAGUCCCAAAUGCGCGCUGUUGAUUGGUUGAAAAUCAAGUUGCGCAUGAUUUUUAGAGUUGCGAUUGAUUGCAACUCUUUCUGCAACAGGCCCUGGAUGCAAUUAACCGAUGUGAUGGGACAAGCCAUGAUAUCAGAUUUACAUGAUUCCAACAUAGAGUGAAAAUACAACGGAAGAUAGUGAUACUCACUUGCAUGAUAAAGAACACAUUUGAGGUAAAUAGAUAUUCACUCGCAAAGGUACAGUAGCAAUCAAUGAAGAACUCGGUAAGUAGUUCGACAAAAUUCAGAGUGAAAAUUAUCUUUUAUCUGUAAGAGAAUAGGUAUUUACCACGUCAAAAGGUAUAUGAAAUAAUAAACAUGUACUACGCAAACAGAAAUUAUGUUUUAAUUGUGUAUGAAACAACGAGUCUAUUCAUGACGUCACAGAAGCGCAUAUUUGCUUUUAUUUUAUCAUUUUGUUUGAUCAUCUUGCAGUAGACCUUCACUGCUUAUGAUUUGAAUAUAUUAUGAUGAUUCUGAAACAACUCUUUCGUUCCCAGGGCCGUGAGUUCGGUCCCCUUUCUACAAAUUUGAUUUGACUGUUGAUAUAUCUAAUCAUCGAUGAAUACGAAACUAUGUAUGUAAAAAGUGUACUAACGACAUUAUGCAAAUAAAUUGUAUAUUCUCACUACUA